Staurois parvus is the source of this 303-nucleotide messenger RNA. The record is from the annotation of a GenBank genome assembly. Lineage: Eukaryota; Metazoa; Chordata; Amphibia; Anura; Ranidae.
UUCAACACCCCGAUGAACGUGGAUCGCGCAUUGCGACGCAUGGGCUUCGGGAAUAUGUGCGAUGAGAACAGCGCCGACUUCUCCGGGAUCUCAAAGAAAGAGAAGUUCAGCGUUUCCUCAGUUUUCCACCGAUCUUAUAUCACCUUGGAGGAGGGAGGAACAGCGGACGACGCUGCGACUUCUGGCAUAUUAAACUUAGUCUCCCCUCAGGUCCCCCAGUUCAGUGUUAACCGCCCGUUCAUCAUGAUGAUGUACCACAAAGUCACCAAAACCAUCCUCGGGAUUGGCCGAUUCAUGGACCCC